Molecule: messenger RNA, 4170 nt
Organism: Leptinotarsa decemlineata (Colorado potato beetle)
Lineage: Eukaryota; Metazoa; Arthropoda; Insecta; Coleoptera; Chrysomelidae
Biological process (GO): ribosome biogenesis
Cellular component (GO): nucleolus
Source: RefSeq, a predicted model, not a curated record
GUUUUGGUCUUGAAAUUUGUUUUGAUUUUCAGUCUGGUAUUCAGUUUGAAAUUUCAAUUUUAUAAUAAAAAAGAUUGAUGUUGAAAUCUAAAAAAUAUCAGAGGUGUAAUAUUAGCUAAUAUGACACUCGAAAAAGAAAUAUCAGUGAUCCUUGAUGAUGAGGAGGAACCACUUUGCAAAAGAUUGAAAAUUGCCGAUAAUGCUUUCAAGUGCUCCGAAUUACCACUGCAGUGUAAACCUCUGCUGUUAAAGUGGAUAUUGAAAAGUAGUGUAAAGACUUCUGAAGAUACUUGGCGAUUUUUGAAUGAAUGGCUCAGUUUGGAUCAUUUUCAAAAACUUACUAGAAAUGAAAUUGAUAUCAAAGAAAUAAAGGGGUUCAUUAAACUUCUUAUCAAUACAUUGGAAUCUACUCAGGAGACCAAUGAAAAUAUAUUGGAAACUAUAAUCAACGCUGUGGGAUUUCUUGUGGAAAACAGAACCUUCUUACAGUAUUUUGUAACCAAAAUAACUGAUUACUGCAGACUAAUUGCAUGUGUUUUGGAUAAAAUCCAAAGCCCAAUGAAGUUCACUGAUUUCAUAAGAAAUAAAAUAUUAUUUCAUAAAAGUCUGAUACUUGCAAAAGACUUUGUAUCACAAUUUCUAAGUAUUGUUAUGCCAAAGUUUGUAGAACACUUAGUCAAAUUUGAUACUAAGGAUGUAUUUCUUGAAGUUUCCAAAGUUAUUCAAAAGUGCAUAUUUUACAAUAAUCGUAGAAUGUUUGCAAAUUUUAUGGAUCAAUUUUUCACUGGAGCCGAUUACGAGGAUCUUACUGUGCCAAAAACUUUGUUCCUCAACCUUCUAGAAGUUUAUAAAUUAGAUGAAGGCAUGGCAAAGGUUUAUGUUAAACUGAUGAGUCAUGCAUUUUCUGUGGCAUAUGAUGACUUCGAACUGUUCCAUAAGUUCUUCAUAGUAAUGCUUUACAUACAAGGAUUUGAAUUGAGUCCAGAAUUAACAGCACAUUCAGGUAGUAUCCUGGCAUUACCCGAUAAAAUAAGAGUACAGAAAAUAUCCCUUGAUACCACUUUGGAGUUGCUGAGGGUUGUGUCUGAGACCAAAACCAACUUAGGGUGCAAAGUCAAAGACAUUACCUUUUCUGACUUGCUGAAAAAUAUUUUAACCGAUUACGUCUUCCUCAAAAAGCCUUCGAGUACAAAAUACAAAGUGGUUACGGAAGUUAUAAAAAUUGAUCCUUUAAUCGUUCAGUCUUUGACGGAUCAAAUAAUCGUUUACUCAAUGAUGGCAGAUAAUAGAAAAUACCUGGAAGCUUACGAACAACUUGUGGUAUCUGUGUUUGAUAUCUAUUCAAAGCUACAUCGAGUGGAAAAUCUAGUGUCUAAAAUGGUGGGAACUUUAAAACAAACGAUCAAUGUACAUUCUGGUAGUGGAAAAGAGAAAGUAAAUAUGUUUGAGGAGUAUGACUUGAGGGUUGAAGAUAUCUUCACAAAGAAUAUUUUAUCAACUUUCAGCAGGUGCAUCAGUAGCUUGGCCAGCUGGCAAGUGAUAAAUGUAUUCAAAACACUUAUUUACUCUUUGAAAGAGUCUCUAGAAAGAAUGAGUGAUGGUGAAGGCAACAAGAAUAUUGGUAUUUAUAUGCAUAUUUUGAGUGUUCUGAUAGGCACGUUUCUCUCAAGCAUAAGAGUAGCAGAGCAUACAGUGACCGCCAACGUUAUUGAAAAAACGAUAAAGUGUUUGGAUGAAUUGCAAGAAUUACUACGAACGUUCGGAAUCCAUCUUCUCAACAGAGAGCAUGAUCAUAUUUUGAUGAGAUCGUUUCUGAACAUUGCUUUUUAUUGGGCCGAAAUGUCUAUGAUAUUGAAAUAUUAUUCUGUGUCUAUGAAAAAUGAGCCCGACGAUAAGCUUCCGGAUAGCAAUUAUUCUCCGUGUAAUUUGACAUUCAUACACUCGUAUUUGAACGUUCAAGAGUGGUGUUUGAUCUCGGAGAGAAUCACGAAUUUCGGAGAACCUCCUUGUAAGCAGCUGAUGUAUAAAUUAUUUAUUCAACGAGUAAGAGCGAUGCAUCUUUUUCUUCCCAAAAUCAAUGACGAUAUCGUAACAAACUUAUUGAGGAAUAUCACGACAGAUCUGGAUUGCAUUGGAAAAUAUCUCUUAGAAGACAAAUUUUCUGUAAAUUUUUUGCUACCUAGAAUGGAAACAAAUACAAUAGUUGGACUCGCCGAAACUUUUUUCUUGAAUCAUGAAAGUUUCAUGAAUUUCCAAAAAUAUCAACAUAUAUUGAACUCCUCGAUUAUUUCAAAUGCUGUAAUAUAUGUUUGUAUUACAAAGAUGAAUAAAUUGAUUUCCAAGCAAAAGAGGAAACGUGAUGAAGACACCACAAAAGUAAAAUUGAGCACAAGAAUUUGCGCUUUAUUGAACCCAGAAUUUUUUUUAACCAACGACGAGCCUAAAAACUUACUGAAAUCUGCUGUUCAGAUUUAUUCCGACUCUGAAAAAGAAAAAAGUUGUAUCACAGAAUGGAAAGUCAGCGAAGAGAAACUGUUGGAUGUGUUCAGGGUUUUGAGACAUUUUCCAGCUAUUUACAGCUCUGAUAACGUACAAAAAAUGUAUCUGUUAUAUUUUUGUUCGUUGCACAAAGAUCUGUCCAGCGAGUUUCUUAAAGGGAACUAUAAGAGCCUCCAGUUAACCAUAGAAAACAAUAUUAUAGGCAUGCUGCAGGAGUGUAAAUUCAAACUCAGUGACGUUUUCAAAAUUGAACAGCUUUGUUCAGACAUAUUGGACAAUUUCGUUUGCGGCGAAGAAACGUUUUCUCUUGUGAUAGAAAAUAUUUUCAGAUCUAAGGAGUCUGUCCAGUAUGCUAAAUCAAUAGUUUCGAAAGUGAGCAAGCACCUAUCAAACCCUCUGUAUAUGCAGUGCAGUAUCGUUAUUAUGAACGGUAUUAAUAGGUUAAAAAAAUCUAAAAUGCCCAAGGACGUUAAGAACAUUGCCGAUAGUUACAAGGAACUUAUAUGCGAGAGAAUUUUACAGCUGGUGCUGAAGAAUGAACCGACAGAGAGUUUGGUAGCAGGUUACGCCUAUUCUCUCAAGCAUUACCUGUCUCAAAACAACGCUGACAAAAUAGCAGAGUUUCUUAAUGUUUUUGACAAAUAUAAUCAGUUUGCUUUGGGAGAUGGAAAUAAUUUCGGAAAAACUGGGUAUUUAACGUUGUUUACGACGGUUUUGCAAAAUAAGUCAAAAAUAAAAGCAGUAGGAGAAGCCUUCCCCCUUGAUGUUUGGAAUGCUUGCAAAGGAAACGAUUCAGUCUACACCAGAUCGGAGGAAUAUUCCCAACUAAUUUCAUUGAUUGUCGGGCACAUACCAAAUGAAAAUUUUGAGUUGUUCACGAAAGAUUUGCUCAAUAUUUCGGAAAGUGCUUUGGCGAAAGAGGACUUUGAACUGUUUCCAAAACACCUGAAAACCUGGGAAGCCAUUCUAUCUUCUGACAUGAAUCCCGUCAAAUGCAAAGUUUUACAAAGUGCUCUAGAGAACUUGCUGUACCAAAUAUUUAACUUACUGGAAAGUCAUGAAUAUGAUGCUGAAUUGUUUGAGAGUGUAUUGAAUAUUGAAAAGGUCAUCAUUCAGACCAGUCAUAUGAAUCUAACGCCGGCAAUAAUGGAUAUACUCCUCUUGAAUAUGACAACAUUACUGAAUAAACAAAGUGGUGACUUUCCGAAGAUCUGUAAUUUUACUGUAUCUUUAAUGUCGAGCUUAUUGAAAUAUAGAAAACCUCUAGUCAUGGACCGUUUACCACCGUUUCUGCAGCAAUACAGAAAAAUAUUGAGAGCACUAUGUGAAAGAAGCAGUUCUGAUUCAGAUAUCGAUGAAAAUUCCAUCAAGGAGAUUUCCGACUGUGCCCAUCAGCUGGAGAAACUGACGAAGAUUCUAGUAAAUUUCCAGAAGGAUAUGGGAAGAAUCGCCAUGUACCUGAUAGCGGAUAUUUUAGAGCAAUAUGAGAAUGUAACGUUACUCGCAAACGUCAAGAUUCACUUGAACAACUGUAUAUACAGUCUGAUGUCUAUAUGCGAUCAACAUGCAGUUUCUUAUUUGAUGAGGGUUUUAUCCAGUGCUUCUACAGAAAUAUUUAAAAUUAUGUAUGAAAAUUACAAGAAAUAUUAUAGAUUUACUGGAAAAGUUUGA